AUGUUUUUUUUAAAAAUAAAUCGUACAGCAUUUUCUCUAACAAACUAUCUUACACAGAAUUUGCUUAUAAAAAGAAAUUACAUAUUAUUUCCGACUUUUCAAAAUGCAGUUACCAUCAAUGUUACAACAAAUAAGUUGAUAUUACCAUCAAUUUCUUCGUUCUUCCUCCAACGUCGUCACCGAGCGGAAUUCGCUCCACGUCAUACGAAAUAUCGAAAAGCUCAUAAAGGUCGUGUUCCAGUACGUAUAGGUGGUUCGACAAAAGGAAACACAAUAGCGUUUGGUUCAUUCGGAUUGAGAGUAAAAGAUGGUGUACGGUUAUCUUCAGCUCAAUUAACAGCAGCUCAUACCGCUAUUAAAAGAAAAAUUAAAAUUAUUAAAGGUAGUCAAGUUUGGAUGCGUGUUUUUCCUGAUAUACCUGUCACCUCGAAAGGUAAUGAAACGAGAAUGGGUAAAGGAAAAGGUAAUUUUGAUUAUCAUGCUUGCAGGGUACCAAUGAAUAAAAUUCUAUUUGAAAUUGGUGGUGGAAAUAUUAGAAAGGAAGUUGCUAAAGAAGCUUUAAGAAUAGCUUCCGAUAAAUUACCUGUUAAAACCGAAUUUGUGGAAAAGGAGGAUGAAUCAAAAAAACAGAAAAAAAUUGAUGAGGUAGAGAUUAUUUAUAUAGAAUAA
Funneliformis geosporum is the source of this 669-nucleotide messenger RNA. The record is from the annotation of a GenBank genome assembly. NCBI's taxonomy places the organism in Eukaryota, Fungi, Glomeromycota, Glomeromycetes, Glomerales, Glomeraceae.